Messenger RNA from Perca fluviatilis (European perch), 2035 nucleotides. It is a transcript of the gene atf4b, whose product is annotated as activating transcription factor 4b. The record is from RefSeq and is a predicted model, not a curated record. Bases 275 to 1627 code for a protein of 450 amino acids. Gene Ontology annotation, cellular component: ATF1-ATF4 transcription factor complex; ATF4-CREB1 transcription factor complex; nucleus. Gene Ontology annotation, biological process: regulation of transcription by RNA polymerase II. Gene Ontology annotation, molecular function: RNA polymerase II transcription regulatory region sequence-specific DNA binding; DNA-binding transcription activator activity, RNA polymerase II-specific. The transcript is spliced from 3 exons. NCBI's taxonomy places the organism in Eukaryota, Metazoa, Chordata, Actinopteri, Perciformes, Percidae.
GCCACCACAUGCGCCAUUUUCCUUUUCGAGGAGCAAACAACUGAGGAAACACCAUUGCUGAACAUCGCUCUAUUGGCCGAAAUGGCAGUGUGAAAGUGCCGCGACUCAGCAGCCAACAAAACAGUGCAUCCAGCCAGUGCACUGAGUUACUUCUAAUUCAGCAACAUGUCGUCCUACGUGGAAACCCUCAGCACUGCUGCAUUCGACAGCAUAAAAGAGUUCGAGACUUUACUAUCAUCGAUACGCACUCCAUUCGUGACCAACAACAGCCACUAUGACCAUGAUGAUGACAAACUCACAGUUUGGCCUGGAAGACAUGGAGGCCCUUCUCUGGGGACCUUCCUCUCCCAUGGCUGACGCCGAGAGCUUCCUAUCUUCAGGCCUUGAGCAAGAAAAUCAGGAAGGAGGAGGAACCUCAUUGGAGGGGGACGCUUCACCAGUGUCACCCCUAACCUCCUCAUCACUGUCCUCUUCCUCCUCUCCUCCUCCCUUUUACUCUCCUCCUCCCUCACCUCCAGCCGUCCUCCUCCAGGGGGACAAAGCUGGGACAGAGUCCGACUUGCUCUCCCUCCACUGGUUGGGCCACCAUGGUCAGCUGAGACAGACAGUCUCAGAUGACAGUAAAGAGGAUAUGUUCGGUGACCUGGAUUGGAUGGCUGAGAGAGUGGAUCUGAGCGAGUUUGACCUGGACUCUCUGAUUGGCUCCUGCAGUCCUACGGAAGAGUCCCCCAGCUAUCCAGAAGACCUCCUAGCCUCCCUGGAUUGCCCCAUGGAGCUCGACUCCCUCCCAUUGCCCACUCUGUCAACUCCUGCGCUCUCGAGUCUUCCCUCUGAUCCUCUUCCAAGUACACCUACCCCUCCCGCUGUCUGUUCAGAUCCUUCUGUCAUUACAGUUGAUGAGCAUGAAUCCUACAUUGGAGCACAGGAUGUUCCCUACCUUCCCUUGUGUGUCCCUGAGCCACAACAAGAGCUGGAAAUCAAGUCUGAGCCCACUUCCCCAGAACCCCUUUCCCCCUUGGUUGAGUCUCCCUCCUCCCCAGCCUACACCCUGGACCUGGGCAGUGAGGUGGAUGUCUCGGAGAGCGAGGUGAAGCCAGCGGUAGCUACUGUGGUCUCUCAGGUCCCGAGGCUUGUGCUCUCCCUUUCACCAACCCGCAUCGUCCUCGUGCUGGCUCCCAAAAAUGAAAUCGGGAUCACCACCACCACCGUAACCACUACAUCACAGAUCAUUCAUUCCUCCCCUCCUGCCUCCCCUCCACCAAAGUCCUCCAAAAGCAGACCAUACCCUGAGCCCACCUAUAAAGCUAGUCCACCAUCUCCCAGUCCCACCGGUGACAAAGUAAAGUCCCUCCAGGUUGCAGAUGGAGAUGUAAGGGCAACUUUGAAGGCACCAAAGGCCAAGAAACUAAAGAAGAUGCAGCAGAAUAAGACGGCCGCUACACGUUACAGGCAGAAGAAGAGAGCUGAGCAGGAUUCACUUCUUGCAGAGCAUACACUGCUGGAGAGGAAGAACAUGGAGCUGAAUGAGAAGGCUGAAUCCAUGGCCAGGGAAAUCGAGUACCUCAAAGAGCUGAUGGAGGAGGUCCGCCAGGCCAAGACUAAAAAAUGUCUUGGUGCAGACCCCUAGUGGUUGGACCUAACAACAAUGACAGACGAUGUGUGUAAUCAGAAAUGACAAUUGAGAAAGCGAGCUCAGCAGAUUUUCUUUCUUUUGUGCAAACAAGUAUCCGUAAAGUAUGUGUUUUGUCCACACAGCAUGUCUUGGAUUCACAAUCCAGUAAAACUGAUGUUUUUUCAGAAUUCCAUUUUAAAAUAUCAAACACUGGUAUUAAAUAUAGAAUAAUUUAGUCACGUUUAGAGUAGUUAUAUGGAAACAAGUAUUUUCCACACUGUAUGAAAUGUGUUGUUAUAAUGUAUGUGCCCUAUCUCUGGGCCUCAGUAACCUGCCAGUAAGAUGUAUUACAAAAAUUGUGUAUUUAUAGUAUAACCGGACCAUCUGUAUUAUGAAUCUCUUAAUAAAGAGUCUUAAAACUAA